AUGGCCGUCACCACACGUCAACCUUCAUCCACCUCCGUUACCCACUCGCCGUCUACUUCAAACACCAUCAUCACAUCUGCUCCCCGCUACAACAACUUCCGUCCUAUCCGUUAUCAAACUAAAGAAGAGCUCGAACGAUUCUUUGGCACCACCUCUGCCCAAAAGCGAGAACAACGUUUGCGCGUACGUGAAUCCGAUGGUCAGGUCUACUUCGAUUGGAUUGAAAAAGAUGAAUGGCAACAUCUGUUGGCCACUGGUUCACUGAGCAGUCCUAAUUCGCCUACGGGUACUAGGAGGAGGAGCAGUGCAGCGACAUGUUUGACGUUGAACUCGCCAUUGCGUGAGGAUAGGAGGGCCAGUUUGGGCGCCGGUUUGAGUGGUGGGCUGUUCGGAAACUUCGACAUGGUCGGAUUGGAGAAUAAUGCGACUAGCGGAGAGGAGAGGGUUACAAGGAGAAAGAGGUGCAACAGUGCGGUGGCGGCGAAGGGAGUCAAGGUCGAUGAUCGUGUGGCCUUAAGUCUCAAAGGCGAGCAAGAAGGCAACUGGUUCCAUACAGCCCUUUUCACACGCGGUCAAACCGAUGGAUUAACUUGGAGUCCGAGGAACAGCUAUUGUGAAGCCACCGAUGAUGCUGCGCAGGAAGAGUGGCACGAGGAUCGCAUUCGAAUCUCACGACUUCCACUGAGCCGUCGUAAAUUCGACCGAGAGACGCUCGACCAGGCUUUCGGCACCACUGCUCCCUCUGACACUUUCAGCCGAACUACUCGCACGCACAAACCGCGAUCCCUCACAAUACCGUUUAUCAACAACACCUCUGAUGGGCUUCAACUCGACACAGCUACCAGUCCCACCUCUUCCUGCUCUUCCUCUGGAAGCCGACUGCACAGUUCAGCCUCGCUUGCCGUUGCAAACGACACAGUUGAUUCUGAACUGAGCGGUGAACGGAGGGGAACCUUCGGUGACACUCUACUGCCAAUUCUGCGUCACCAGCAUGAAGACUCGCGUAUGACGCCUCCCUCCUCAGCUGCAAUGGAAUUCCUCGCUACACCCACCCCAACAAGCGUCUCUUGGUCUCAAUCAAAGAUUCAAGCACACAGCGCAAAAGGAAGAACUUCGAAGCCAUGGCGACACGCUUCGUCGUUCGAAGACUCGCGCACCGCAUUCACUGCGAUCAAAACACAUGCAUCAACCUUUGUCGACGCUGGAUGGACAACGCAUCAACGCCAUCACUCGGCCGAAGCCGUAGCAACCCAAAUCAAACGACCUGAACGUCCACUGCGAGCUGUCCAAUCCGUCGCUUCGCUCCGAGAAACUUCGGCUGUUCCACACACCACCGUAUCACUACAAUCUACGGUCAAGAUGGAAGCGGACAUGCUGAGGGAGCGAACUCGAACAUGGUCCUCCUCAUCCGAAAGUUCUUCCGCAUCCGAUGGGUGUGUAUUUACCUCCCUGGUUCCAAGAAGAGGUGCGAAGAAGUUCGAUAAAACUCGUCAUCAGCAAUGCAUCCGUGCGAACCAAGGGCAAACUUCACCAGCGAUGACGGUGAGAAGUAUCUCCUCGACGGCGUUACGCGAUCCAUUUGCCUGCCCCCCUGCACCUGCUUCGCUUGCCGCCCCUCAAUCUGUUGUUGGCACUCCGACCUCCAAAGUCGAUGAUCAAGACGAAAAGCACGUUCGAGAUCAACCGUUUCACAACACGGCCUCACACUUUCGUCACUCUACCCGCCGUCCACUUCGCACGGGUCCACAAGUCUACUCUGGUCUAGACAUACCCUGCGCCUCGAUCCACCUUCAUUCUGAUCCAGAGGACAACUUUGAACCCGCUGUAGCGCUUAAUCUUACCUCGAGCCAGUUGAAAAAGUUAAGAAAAGAAUCUCACGCCGCUGCCGCCAGGUCGGGUGGAGUACACACGAGAUCGCCUUCUUCAUCGACGACAAAUCGCGGACGGUUUUCGUCAGAGGCUUCGGUGCUGGAGGGUCAGCAUCGGGUGCAAGCAUAUGCCAAAGGCAGUUCCAGGUGGUGGAAUAAUAUUUUGCAUGCUUAA
Molecule: messenger RNA, 2043 nt
Organism: Mycosarcoma maydis (corn smut)
Lineage: Eukaryota; Fungi; Basidiomycota; Ustilaginomycetes; Ustilaginales
Exons: 1
Coding region: 1-2043 (680 amino acids)
Source: RefSeq, a predicted model, not a curated record